Molecule: messenger RNA, 1173 nt
Organism: Cariama cristata (Red-legged seriema)
Lineage: Eukaryota; Metazoa; Chordata; Aves; Cariamiformes; Cariamidae
Gene: FADS6
Product: fatty acid desaturase 6
Exons: 6
Biological process (GO): lipid metabolic process
Cellular component (GO): membrane
Molecular function (GO): oxidoreductase activity, acting on paired donors, with oxidation of a pair of donors resulting in the reduction of molecular oxygen to two molecules of water
Source: RefSeq, a predicted model, not a curated record
GGCGACCCGGCGAGUGGGAGGGGACUGCGGGUCAACGGAGAGUUCAGCAGUACCCCGUGGCUUGGGGAGACGGGGGACCCCCCACUCCCGGGCAUGCCAGCGCCUGACAGCAGCAGGACAGAGGUGAUGGCAGAGAGUUGGGAGCCAGGGCCAGCGCUGGGUGACGGGGACGUGACCCCCAGGGGGGCCCUGCAGCGAGCAGGGCAGCACGAGGAAGCUCUGAUGGCCGAGCUCUCGGAGCUGGUGCAGAAGGUGGUGAAGAGCAGCAGCUGGUGGGAACGGUACGGCGGGGGCACCAACCACCUCGGGUUCCUGUGCCUGCGGUCAGCCCAGGCCAUCCCUUUCCUGGUGGGUGUCCUCACCCUCGGCGUGGUGCAUCACACCCUGACCGUGAAGGGCAGCCACCUGGCCAGCCACAACGCCUUGACCGAGUCCAAGUCCUGGGGCAAAGUGUGGGCCAUCUUCUUCAUUGAGCUCUGCUCAGCUUUCACGGCCGAGCAGGCCACCUAUAACCACGUAAAGAUCCACCACGGCUACACCAACGUCAUUGGCCUGGGGGACUCCAGCACCUGGAAGCUUCCUUUCCUGAAUCGCUACGUCUACAUGUUCAUCGCGCCUCUUGCAGUGCCCAUCAUAACCCCUCUGGUUGCACUGGACUUGUUGAGGAAUGUGGAGUGGAAAGCAGCUCUCCGGACUCUCUGCUGCAUGUUUCUGGGUCUUUACUGCCAUUACUGGCUGCUGCUCCACGUCUCGGGCUUCCAGUCGACGUGGUCUGCCCUGCUCUGCAUGCUGCUCACCCGCUCCCUCCUGGCCCAUCCCUACAUCCAUGUCAACAUAUUCCAGCACAUCGGCCUCCCCAUGUUCGCGGCCGAUCGGAAACCGAAGCGGAUCCACCUCAUGAGCCUGGGUGUCCUCAACCUGCCCCGCAACGCCCUGCUCGACUGGUCCUUCGGCCACUCGCUCAUCAGCUGCCACGUGGAGCAUCACCUCUUCCCCAGCCUCUCCGACAACAUGUGCUUGAAGAUCAAACCCAUUGUCUCCCAGUACCUGAAGCAGAAGAAGCUGCCGUACAAUGAGGACACCUACACCUCCAGGCUCUGGCUCUUCCUCCAGAGAUACGAGGAGCUGAUGGUCCAUGCUCCCCCCAUAACAGAGCUAGUGGGCAUCCAGUGA